Messenger RNA from Alosa sapidissima (American shad), 7723 nucleotides. It is a transcript of the gene itgb4, whose product is annotated as integrin, beta 4. The record is from RefSeq and is a predicted model, not a curated record. Gene Ontology annotation, biological process: cell-matrix adhesion; cell communication; cell adhesion mediated by integrin. Gene Ontology annotation, cellular component: cell surface; membrane; focal adhesion. The coding region runs from base 559 to 6405 and encodes 1948 amino acids. Lineage: Eukaryota; Metazoa; Chordata; Actinopteri; Clupeiformes; Clupeidae. The transcript has 42 exons. Gene Ontology annotation, molecular function: integrin binding.
UGUGUGUGUGUGUGUGUGUGUAAAGCUAUAUAUGAAGAAGAGGGUGUUGGCCUCCAGCUCACCUGGCUAACAGGAGUGGUUGAGGGAGGCCAAGCAAGGGGAGGGACCAUUUCACUGAGCGGUCACACGCACACAGACACUCUCCCUCUCACUUCUCUCAAGGACUGGACACACACAGACACACUCUUGGUGGCGGAACCUCACGAAGAGAGGAGUGAGGCGAAUAUUUAACACAGCAGAAGUGGAGAGACUUUCAAAGGAUUGUCUCUUUGGUGCACCGCCCCUGGAAGCUCGCGGCUCUCUGUCUCUCCGACUGUGGUGUGUGUGUGUGUGUGUGCGCGUGCCUCUGCUCUGUUCCCUGCUGAAGGGGAAAGUUUGGCUCGGAGUUGCUGUGCUGCGGGAGGAACAGUAGUGGACUUAAUUUCCCUUCCUGUGAGAAGAGCGGAGCGGAGCCCCGUGCGGACCUCACAUCUCCAACCCCUUUUUUCCUUUUGCUUUUUCUUUUUGUGUGUUUUGGCGAACUCUGGGAUUUGGGAAAGUUCACAAUAAGAGGUAGAGAUGGGCAGAUGGGCAGUGGGUCUCGUGAUGGGGCUCCUCACUCUUGCCCUCUGGUCAACAAGUCCAGCAGACGGAGUGAACCACUGUAUGAGCGCCAACAAUAAGAACUGCUCCAUGUGCCUCCAAGCAGGAAAGGGUUGUGGAUACUGCGCAGAUGAGGACUUUGCCGCUGCCCGAUGUGACCUGGAAAAACAUCUGAAAGAUCUGAAGUGUCAAACGAUAAUGACUGUAGAAAGCUCCAUGUCCAUAGAUGAGCACGAGGCCAUCCGAAUGUCCGUCAGCUCGGCCCAGGUGGCCCCCCAGAGGAUGACUAUGACCCUGCUGCCCGGAGAGGAGCGUGAGGUGCUGUUUGAGGUGUUUGAGCCAGUGCAGGGACCCCUGGACCUCUACAUUCUCAUGGACUUCUCCAACUCCAUGUCCGACGAUCUGGACAACCUGAAGAAUAUGGGGGAAGAGCUGGCUAAGCGGGUGGACAAGCUGUCUAAAGACUACACCAUUGGCUUCGGCAAGUUUGUGGACAAAGUCUCAGCACCGCAGACGGAUAUGAGAGCGUCCAAAUUGAAGCAGCCUUGGCCCAAUAGCGACCCUCCCUUCUCCUUCCAGAACGUCAUCAAGCUGACGAGCAACAUCUCCUCCUUCCGUGAGAAACUGCAGAAGGAGCGCAUAUCUGGCAACCUAGACGCCCCAGAGGGAGGGUUCGAUGCCAUCCUGCAGACUGCUGUCUGUGAGUCGAACAUCGGCUGGCGGAGCGAAGCCACCCACCUGCUGGUCUUCUCCACGGAGUCUGCGUUCCACUACGAGGCGGACGGCAUGAACGUGCUGGCGGGCAUCCUGCCCCGCAACGACGAGGCGUGUCACCUGAGCGCCGACGGCUCCUACACCAAGUACAACGAGCAGGACUACCCGUCGGUGCCCACGCUGGUCCGACUGCUGGGCAGGCACAACAUCAUCCCUAUCUUCGCCAUCACUCAGCACUCCUACACCUUUUACGAGAAGCUGGCUACGUACUUCCCCAUUGCUGAGGUAGGGAAACUUGAGGAGGAUUCUAAGAACAUCCUGGACAUCCUGGAGAAAGCCUUUGAGAGUAUCCGUUCAAAGAUAAACAUCCGAGCUGAAGAUAAACCGAAAGCCAUGAUGACGGAGAUCCUGUCAGCCAGUGGCCAGAGCGCAGAGGCCGGAACUUUCCGCCUUCCGCCUGGACAAAUCGGCCAGUAUAAGCUGAAGGUGCAAGCCAGUCAGAUGUUUGAGGACGAGCCAGUGUGCCAGGCAGACUCUACUGUCCGUGAGGGCACCAUGAGGGUGAAGCCCACCACCUUCAGUAAGGCUCUGCAGCUCCAAGCCAAAGUGCUCUGCCCCGUGUGCAAGUGCGAGUCGUUGAAGGCUGUGAAAGCCCAGAGAUGCAAUCUGCAUGGAGACCUGGUCUGUGGAAAAUGCCAGUGUUACGAUGGCUGGUUGGGUCCCUACUGCAACUGUUCGGCCACUGCCUCGAACGCCAACAUGGCACGCUGCAUCAAGCCGGGCGAGACGGAACCCUGCUCUGGGCGUGGUGACUGCCUGUGUGGCAACUGCGUCUGCUACAACCCCAGCCAGAUCGAGGGCGAGUUCUGCCAGUACGACAAGACCCAGUGCACACGUUUUGGUGGAGCCCUCUGUAAUGAUCGUGGCCUCUGCUCCAUGGGAAGCUGUACGUGUGACAACGGCUGGAAGGGCCUAGCUUGCGAGUGUCCAAUCAGCAAUCAGACGUGCCUGGACAGCAAAGGGGUCAUGUGCAAUGGACGAGGUGUGUGUAAGUGUGGUCGCUGUGAGUGUCAGGCGUUUGACAUGCCCCUUGGCCCUACCUGCGAACUCAGUGUCCGGGCUCAGCUGGGCAUGUGUGAGGACCGGAGGGCCUGUGUCCAGUGCCAGGCCUGGAAGACUGGGGAGAAGAAGGACUCGGAGGAGUGCAAAAACUGUCCCUUCAAGAUCAUAAUGGUGGACGAGCUCAAAGACAGGGAACAGGUGUUUGAGUCCUGCAGCUUCCGUGAUGAGGAUGAUGACUGCACCUAUCACUACACAGUGGGAUCAGAUCCCAAAAUUAAGGAGACUACUGUGGAGGUGCUGAAGAAGAAAGACUGUCCUCCUGGUGGGUUCCUGUGGCUCAUCCCUCUCAUCAUGUUUCUCAUGCUUUUGCUGGGACUACUGCUGCUCUGCUGCUGGAAGUACUGCGCCUGCUGCAAGGCUUGUUUGGCGUUGCUUCCUUGUUGUGGGAGAGGUCGCACUGUGGGCUUUAAGGAGGACCACUACAUGCUGCAGCAGUCUCUGCUGACGUCGGACCACCUGGACACCCCCAUGGUCCGCACUGGGCCCCCGAAAAGCACAGACGUGGUGCGCUGGAAGAUCACGGACAACGUGCACCGUGGAGCCGACCACCCUCUGGCCCGAGUCCAGCCCAACCCCAAAGAGACCAUCCAGUUCCCUCUCUCGCUGCGGCUGCAGCGACUCUUCUCCGAGAGUCUGUCUCGCCCAGAGAGUCGUGACGCUGAGGCCCUCCGCCACGAGGUGGAGGAUAACCUGAAUGAAGUGUACAAGCAGAUUCCUGGGUCUCAUAAAGUGACCGGCACUGCCUUCAGGACCCAGAGAAAUGCUGGCAAAAGGCAGAACAACACCAUCGUGGACACGGUUCUUGCUGCUCCUCGCUCCGCCUACCCCGACAUCGUCAAGCUGACCAACAAGCAGGUGCAGGCCAGUACCUUCAGCAACAUGAAGGUCGUCCCGGGCUACUACACCGUGGCAACAGACCGAGAGGCUACGGGGGCAGUGGAGCUACAGGAAGGUGUGGAGUCUGUGGACGUGCGUGUGCCACUCUUCAUCAAAGACGAGGAUGAGGAGAAGAAACAGCUGCAGGUGGAGGCUCUCGAUGUGCCCCUCGGCAUUGCCAAGCUCGGCCGCAAAUUCGUCAACAUCACCGUCGUCAAGGAGCACGCCAAGAGCAUCCUGACAUUCCUGCAGCCUGCAUACACAUACAGCCGCCAAGAAGGCGUGGCUAACAUCCCCAUCAGCCGGGAGAUCAUUGAAGACGGACGCACACAGGUCACCUACCGCUCCCGUGACCUCACCGCCAAGGACAAGAAGGACUAUAUGACCGUGGAGGGUGAUCUGACUUAUCAGCCGGGCGAGACUCAGAAAAUGGUUCCCGUAAAGCUGCUGGAACUGGGCGAGGCCGACGGUCUGCUGGAUGACCGGCAGGUCAAACAGUUUGUCAUGGACCUGAGCAACCCGCGCCAGGGAGCCAAGCUGGGCCGAUACCCACGCACCACCAUCACCAUCGCAGACAAGCCUGAGCCCAGUGUGAUGAUGUUUAAGAAGGGCACCCAGACCUUCACGACCUCUGACCCUGUCUACAACAUUCCCGUGGUCCGGACCCGGAACCUGGAGGGCCCGGCCACCGUGCACUGGCGGACCCGAAAGGCGUCUCGCUUUGAGGUGUCUGGCCCGCUGAAGUUUGGCCCAGGCGAGAGCGAGAAGAACGUUGUGAUCGACGCACGCUCCCAUCCAGGGCCCAUCAACCCAGAGACCUUCCAGCUGGAGCUGUUUGAGCCGGGCCCCAACACCGCCGUGGGAGAGAGGAAGACCACACUGGUCAACGUCACUGACCCUGGUGGCGAUAUGAAAACCCAGGACAUGAUCCCGCUGCAGAAUAUGGGCUUCAUAAACCAGCAGACAUCUCCAGGAGUGCCCACCAACAUCAAGGCCAACGCCACCGGCCCCCGGAACAUCCGCCUCAACUGGAACCCAGUGCCUGGGGCCCUCGGCUACAAGGUGAAACACUGGAUCUACGGAGACCCGGAAGAGGAUGGUCAGGUGACCGAUGUGAAGUCGCCCCAGGCUGAGCUGACCAACCUGUACCCGUACUGCGACUACGAGAUGCGGGUGCGCAGCUACAACGCCAUGGGAGAGGGAAGCUACAGCGACAUGGUGCCCUGUCAGACCCUGGAGGAUGUGCCCAGUGAGCCGGGUCGCCUGGCCUUCAACGUCCUCAGCCCCACGGUCACUCAAGUGAGCUGGGCUGAGCCCGCGGAGCCCAACGGCAUCAUCACAGACUACGAGGUCAUCUACACGCCCAUCGACGAGGACAGCAAGCCCAUAGGCACGGACAAGAAGGUGAAAAUUGACAACGCAAAGAAACGCAUGUUGCUGAUCGAGAACCUGCAGCCCCACCAGACGUACCUCUACAAGGUGCGGGCCAAGAACAGCAUUGGUUGGGGACCGUUCCGCGACGCCACCAUCAACCUGGCAUCGCAGCCCAGCAGACCCAUGUCUAUUCCCAUCAUCCCUGACAUCCCCAUCGUGGACGCGGAGGCGGGUGACGAGUAUGACAGCUACCUGAUGUACAGUAACGAGGUGCUGCGGACCCCUAACAGCUCCAAGAGCCCCAGUGUGGUCGGAGACGACCACACGGUGAAUGGCAAGUGGGACCAGAGUUUCCUCUACCCCGGCGGUUCCGACUCUCUCACUGGCUCCCUCUCACGCAACAUCAGCUCCGCGUCGUCCAGCUACAACCAGCUGUCGAACCUCCCCCACGCCAACUUCAAACACGGAAACUCUGCCAGCAGCAUGACCAUGGAGACCACCAACACCUACGUGUCAGGCCAAGGGGGCUCGAUGUCACGGCAGGUUAUCUCAAAAGGCGGAGUCCCUGCCAGAGAUGUGAUUAUGAGGAAGCACUCUCAGAACCGUGGUUACUAUGACGACAACGUGCGGGAUUCCAUCGUCAUGGGCGAUUUGCAGGCUGGAUUCAUGGACAGCAUGAGUGGCUCAGGCUACACUAAGACCCUGACCAACUUCAGCAUGACUGCCGGCUCCAGGGGACGCACGCAGUCGGAGGAUGUGAACGAGGCCCUCAUGAACCUGGACAGGGUGCUCCUGGAGUCCCGGACGAACCCUGGUGUCCCCGACACCCCGACCCGCCUGGUGUUCUCGGCUCUGGGGCCCACGGCCCUCAAGGUCAGCUGGCAGGAACCCCACUGUGAGAGGGACAUCCUGGGCUACUGCGUCCUCUACCAGCUGCUCAACGGAGGCGAGAUGAAGCGCAUCGAGGUGACCAACCCGGCGCAGAACUCGGUGGUGGUGCAGGAGCUGCUGCCCAACCACUCGUACGUGUUCAAGGUCAAGGGUCAGAGCCAGGAGGGCUGGGGGCCAGAGAGGGAGGGCGUCAUCACCAUCGAGUCCGCCGUCGACCCCAACAGCCCCCUCAGUCCCAUGCCUGGCUCUCCGUUCACUCUGAGCACGCCCAGUGCCCCAGGGCCGCUGGUGUUCACUGCCCUGAGCCCCGACACGCUGCAGCUGAGCUGGGAGAAGCCGCGGAAGCCCAACGGGGACGUCCUGGGCUACGCGGUCACCUGCCAGCAGCUGCACGGAGGAGGUGACUUGCGCUCCUUCCAGGUAGGCGGUGACAAUGCCGAGACGAGCCUGACAGUGUCUGACCUGCAGGAGAACGUGCCCUACAAGUUCAAAGUUCAAGCGCGGACCACCCAGGGCUUCGGGCCCGAGAGAGAAGGCAUCAUCACCAUCGAGUCCCAGGAUGGAGGCUCCAUGUCUCAGUAUAACAGUCAGUCCAUGAGCAGUAGAGAGGUGUUCCAGAUGCCAGGGGAAUCCACCACUCACACCAACGUAACACACACCAAUUUCAGUGGUCCCUACUUCUCUGGAGAUAUGCAAGAGGUCACAGGGGGCAUGAUGAUGACCAGUCAGCGUAUGGAGAGCAGUGGAACCUUCACACGUCAGGUGAUGCAGGAAGUGGUGCAAAGGGGCGUGGUCUCCAGCACAAGUGUGACCAAGCGCACGGAGAAUAAAUACUACGAGGCCUAAGGACACACACACACACACACACACACACACACACACACACAACACACACACACACACACAAACACAUACUCAAAGCCAAUGCAAAAGGGACAAACUAGUUUUAGAAACAGGUCAGCAAUGUUACCUGUAAUUUUCCUGGAAACAAACAGAUGACCCUUUUGAGAGACCAAAGUCUGUUACAGCCUCAGUAUGGCAUGACAAACCGUCUUCCCUUGUUCCCGCGUCUUCAGGGUCACCAUGGGAACACACAGGUCUAUUCAGUUCCGUCUCGUUGUAGAACUUGAACUCAUAUCAUCUCAAAGACCCUUCACAGAAACUGCAGUCCUACCCUCCACCUCCAAGGGCAGCACCACAGGGCCAUUGCAAACUGCCUCAAGUGCCCUCUGAGGAAGGGUAUUAACGGCUCACAAAUGCCCUCUGUGCCCUGCCCCCAACCCCUUGGUCAGAAGCUUCAUUCACUGUUCCAUUUGAGACCUGCACCCCCCCCCCCCCCCCUUGUUCUGCCCCUACUGUAGUUUAGCAUCUUCUUUGGGGCUUUGGAUUAGUGUGACCUGUCUGCCAGGGCUGAUUAUGGGAGAUUAUCCCCAGUGAGAGAUUCUACUGCCCCACAGCGAGCGGGAACUCUCUGCCCCUUAAUACCCCUGGUCAGAAACUGCCUAGUGUGUGUGUGUGUGUGGGGAGGGGGGGGCUAUCUACUCACCUGUCUGAGUUGCCCUGUUGCUGCAGGUAUAUCUGCAGGGGCUUAAUCAAGACGAUGCCCUUACAUGUAGGCAGUAGGAUUUGUGCCUUACGAUCUGAUCUGAGGUGAUUUGUACUGAGAAGACUCUGUCAUUUUUACACAAGUUGUUUCCUCUUAAAUUGUUUGUUGAACAGCUCUAGGUUUGAAGCAUCUUUCUGAACAUCAAACUCAAGUUAAUUUUAAAACAUCUCUUGCGUCCUCCUAUGCUUCAGGUAUUCAGCUUUCAGUGUUUCGUUGCUUCAGCAAGGGUUAAUGUAUUUAGACGAAAGAUUGUUUUGAUUUUUUUAUUAUUAUCAUAUUCCAGAUAUGUUGUUUUAUAUUCGUUCAGUUUUACAUUGAUAUCAUUUUAGGUGUGGAUGUUCAGUUGAAACAAUAUUUUGACGAUCUAUUGAUGUAGUCGGACAGGUUGUCAACAUAUUUUCUUCCACCAUACCAAAAUCAUUGCCAUGUUUGUUUGAAAGGUUUUGGCUCUACUGGGUCAUUGUGCAGAUACACUGAACUCUUACCACUGCCUGUAAUGGUUUUCUAAUACGCAUGUCAACAACAUUGCACCUAAUGAAAUUAUAAUUAUAAAACAUC